Molecule: messenger RNA, 5713 nt
Organism: Gopherus flavomarginatus (Mexican gopher tortoise)
Lineage: Eukaryota; Metazoa; Chordata; Testudines; Testudinidae
Gene: PLEKHS1
Product: pleckstrin homology domain containing S1
Exons: 15
Coding region: 2816-4207 (463 amino acids)
Source: RefSeq, a predicted model, not a curated record
GAUGAUGGGUCCUUUGUGCCCUUGCCUACAUGAGCUUUUCAGCCAUGCCACGGAAGUAUUUUGGAAGAGUUGGCUGCUCUCUGUGGUUUUGAUUUCGUGGGCCGGAUCCUCAGUUGGAAUAAAACAGCAUAGCUCAAGUUACUUCUAUGGAAUUAUGCUCAUUUACACCAAUUGAAGAUCUGGCCUUUACUCAGCAGACAAACCAGUUUGAUGACCUGGUGAUUAAUCCAUCUAAAAGUUGAAUUAAUCAUUUUGUGGAACUAAUUGGCAAGCAUUUCUAUUUAAAUCCCAUUACCUAGCUUCCUGACACUAGGGACUUGCCUCUCUUUGAUCAAGAGAAACACAUCCUCCUCUCAACAUUUUCAGGAUUUAUUUUUCCAGAGUUUUUCACGCUCUUCAUGGCCUGUUAGUAGCUGGUUUACUGAGAUUUCACCUGCCUAUGGAGUGAAGUUCCCCUAAAAAUGUUCUGCUGUCUCAAACGCUCCUGAAUUGGAUAAACUAUGGGUGCAGAGCCACAAAAUGCUGUGAAACCUCUACAAGCAACUCUGCUGAACAAGGAUUUCUUCUGCAUAUGCCCUUGAGAAUUACAAAAAGGCACCAAGAAACACGGCUAGCUUUGAGAAUUUAAAGCUUUUAAAAUGAUGCUGAGAAUUAUAAUAAUUUUACUUAACAUCCUUUUAAGCAGCAGUUCUCUCUUCUGCUUCUCUUGGUUAAGAGUGGUAGAAAAUUAUAUUUAAAUAAGAGAACAAUGGUGGCAAACUUAUUUCAAGCAAUAUUAGUUACUAGGGGUAAAAUUAACUUGUGAUGAGGAGGGAUGUGCAAGGCCCUUUUUACUACCCUUUGUGCAUCCCCAACAUGCUGUGGAGUUGGUCUUCAGGCCAACCCAUGUGGGGCUGGUGAGGAAAGCCAGUUUGGAGUUAGGUUGGGUGAGGAUUCUGCAUCAGCUGGUUCCACAUGAGAGUACCUAAAGCUGCUAGCCAUAUUUUGCCAACAGAGUGAUCUGAAGUUAGACACCAGUGAGGACAGUUGGGGAAUUCCUGGUGAGUAGAGGAAAUGGCAGCUGUCCAGCUAAGGAGGAAAACGACCUACUGUGCUGUUCUGAGAGGGGUUGGAUCACUCCACUGUUCUCUGGGGAACUGUUAACCUGGCACUCUCGAUGUUAGUGAGACAACUUUGCUGCUAAACCAAGUGUGAGCUGGAAAAGGAUGAUGUAACCAAAUUCCUUUCUCAUUUAGGCCCUGAUCCAAAGGUCAUUGAAGUCAAUGCCUUUGCUUCAAACCAUAAUAUAAACACAUUCAUAGCUUUAUUUCCCCCACCCCCUUUAAAGAAGGACUGGACAUUUUUCUGUAAGAACUUGAUAUCUUCCUCUAGGGGAAAUCCAAGUUUGAGAGGAAACCCAGAGACAGGUUAUUUGGGCAGGAGAUGGGACAAUUUCCUGAAUUAAAAUCUUUGUGUUACACUCUUCUGAAAACCUCUUCAUGUAUAUUUAUUGUGAUAUUUCAGGGGCUGCAUGUAUGCUUCUCUGUGUGAGAGGUUUGUUACUAUCCUUUCUGCAAUAUUCAGGUACUUAUGUGUCUCCCGUCUCCGUAGCAUUAGCAAGCAUAGCAAGUGUAUGUGCUGCUAAAGAAAGAAAGGCUCAGCCCCAAUCAUCUUUCACUCCAGUUCCAGCAAAUACAAUAUAAAGAUCAAAGAUCAAACCUAUAGUGUGUGCAGGUAAUGCCAGAGAGGAGGUCAACUUUGGAAAGUUAUCGAAAAGAAAAGGGUUUUAUCGAGGAAUUUGAAGAAAGAGAGAGAGGCUUCUUCACUUAUAGGAAGAAAAACUGUUCCAAAUAUAGGGACCAAUUUCUGUGUCUAGAUGGAGUAUUACUUGAAAUUAUUUCUGCAAAUAUUUUGAAUGAUUUCUACAAACACAAAUAGUCUCCCACCAGGGGAAUUCUAAACUGACCACCUAUGUUCACAUAUUAGCUCCUUCACUCUGUCUGAACAGUGCAAAGUAGCCAAUCAGGAGAAAAGAAUCUGACCCAAUAUCUUUGAUUGGAUGGCUGAGUCAUAACGAGCCAGAGAGCAUUUUGGUAGAGAUAUUCCAUUUAACAGACCUUUUGGUGAUCUAUGCAACAUGAGUUGUUGGACAACCUGGUUCUAAGUGGCCAGGUAUCAGAGUGACUAAACUUAUUACAACUAGCACCCCUGUUGGAUAUCUCCGCAAAGAAGCCAAUGAACAGGCAUGGGACAUCUCUAAGGUAAUGUCUUCAUCCCAGGCUGGAAGUGCAUUGACAGGGUAGUGUGGGGAAGGCUGCCCCAUCUUUCAAGGGCUGUCCAUUGAGUUCUAAAUUAUAAUUUCAGGCUCCUAAAUGUUUGCGGGAUUGUGAAAUAACUUCAUGUACAAAGAAUGAUAGAGUAAACAUAAUGUCAGGCUUGUGCCGAGCUAAAAUACGGACCAACAGGAAAGCUGAAACAAGAUCGUCAUUGUUUUUCUCCUGUCUAGGAGACAUUUAUGGCUAAAUCAAGCAUGUAUUUUUUUAAAUUAAUCAAUGUAUAUUGAUCUCCUGGAUUUCCCCUUUUGAACAAUUUGUCAUUCAACUAACCUGCUCUGGUAAAAUGUGCCAUACAGUGGAAGCUUGGGAAUUUCCUUGUGUGUCAUGUUUCACAUUGUUUGUGUUUAGCCGACUGGUAUAAGUAGGUAGUAGCAGUGCAGGGCAUCAACACCGAACAGUGUGGUUGGGAGACUGAUACAGUGGAUCUGUGAACAUAUAAAGGUGCAUGUUUCUAAGAUCAUCUAGACAGUAGACACCUGUUGCCUGUUGAAGCAAUUGGAAUGGCUUUCAAAUAUACCAGAAAUUCCACAGGAAAUCAAGGCACAUUUUUUCAGGAUGAUGAAGUCUGCAAGCACGGUGACUUUAUCAAAUCCCCACCACCUCAGCUUUUCACUACACAGAGUUCUUGGAAAAAGCGAUGUUUCACCUUGUGCAAGUCUAGCGAGAGAUGCUACACCUUGAAGUACCUUAAAGGUCAACAGAUAAAGGGUUUCAUUGCAAUUGACCAGAUUUCAAAUAUUGAGAUUGGCAUAAGUAAUUAUGAGAAGAUGACAGCAGUAAGGAAGAUGUUCAAAUGCCAUCCUGAGGAAGUGCUAUCCAUCAACACAGAGAGCAGGGAAUACUACCUCAUUGGGAAGGACAGGGAACAAGUUGAGGACUGGUUCACUUCCCUAUCUUCAGUCCGCAUGAAGGUAAAAGAAGAUGGACGCUUUGCUCAGAACCAGAAUCCUGAGGCUCAGAGAAGCAAAGGUCGGUCCCUCUCUUCGCCACCAGCCUUCGAUGAUACAGUUAUGAGCACCUAUGAGGAGAUUCCGAGUGACUGCGGUGAAGUGGAAGAUCUCGCAGACGACAAGAAAAGGCCUCACUCAGAUCCCGGCUCUCGGGGUCUCCCUGAACAGCAGCCUCGCCACAGUUCACCAACACGUCUUCUUCCAAGUCUGAAUAACAAUUCUGAAAAGACCAGCAUAAAUCAGCUGCUGUUGGACUCAGAUGAGAACACCAGAGCAGAAGAGGAAGACUAUUAUGCUUCUCCAAGCAGCAUUCUAGCACAGCUGGAAAGUGAGCUAUCUAAGUCUGAUCCCCCGGUUCAAUCACACAACCCAAUGGAGAAUGAGGAUCAUCUCUGCAGGAAGUUGUAUGUGUCAAUGAAACCUCUGCUGCCUGAAGAGAAACUCCAGCCCACAUGCAGAAGUGAUGAAUUCCUGACCCUUCCCAGAAGUCAAGAAAAUAGCAUAGAUUUAAGAAACUGCGAGGCAGAUGGAAACCAACAACAGCUCACGCAAAGCAGUACCAAUAAGCAGCUAACCCAGGAGAGAAAGCCAAAUGUAUCGUCAUUAUCAGUGGUUCAGUUAUCUAUAAUAAUCAAUAAUGUCACAGAUGACAGCCAACUACAAGAGGUGGAUAUUUGCAUCCCUCAUGCUGAUGUCACCAGUAAUCUAACACUUAUUGAAGCAGCAGGACAAAUAUGUGUCUCGCAUUGGAAGGGUCCCUACCGCUUAGGCUGUAUAUUUCACCACGGGGAUCACAUAGUGGCUGUGAAUGACCUGCGCACACAAAGCAUUGAUGAGGUUUCCUUGUUUGUCAGCAGGUCCAGGAGAAAGGAGGUGAAACUUACUGUCCGUCGGAUCCCAGAUUCAGACAUUUUCCAUAUUAAAGGAUGCUCAUGUUCCUAGAUAAGUGGUUGCCAUGUGCAUAUUCCUGAAGAUGGAAGGAUCAUGAUUUAAUAUUUCUAUUCCAUUUGCACUCAGAUGCCUCAUUGUGUUGUGCUCCGUAUAAACACAUAGGGAGAUAUGGGUCCUAUUUGGAAGGCAUCAACUGUGACACUGAAGGUAGAAGGAAAAGGACAACAUCUACCUGAAGAACUUCCAUUCAUUCAAAGUGGUUCUGGGGCCACUUCUCUUUAAAUUGUCUUUUUUGACCAAGAUCAGUGGUGCCGCAACAAUGCCGUUACUUGAUCGGAGGACUGUUUUUUUUUCAUGGCUAAGAUGGCUUUGGAUGUGAUCACUUUCUACCAAAUUGGGAUUGGAGUCUUCUCUGGUUUUGCAGAUAAAUCAGCCUUCAGGACAAUCUUCCAGCCUUGAUAAUGGUCACAUGUCACUGAAUUGCAGUACAAAGAAUUAACUUCCUUUCCUCAGUUAGGGAGGAAUAAAGGAGGUAGAAAUGGGGUUGGAAGUAAUUUCCUGCCAUUUCCUGGAGCAAAUGUUCAUGAAGCGAGGCAUUAAUGGGUAUAUAAUCUGUCUGUAGUUGUCAUUGGAAAAACACUACUGCAGAGAAGUUUGCAUACAUCCACUGAAGCAGAAAAUGAACCAUGCACUCUCUCUCUCUGUUACAGCUCUCACUAUUAUGGCAAUAGUGUUGUUUCUAUGGCAACAUGAAGUUUUGGUAGAUUUGUCUAGCACUGCAUGUUCAUCUGUAUUUCAGAAAAUAUGGAAUUUAUUUCCCACUUUUGCAAGUCAGAACCAAGGUGCUACCAAGUGAUUGUCAGUUGCUGCUUGCUUUUAUGUCAGAUUGUAUAUACUGUAGAUGUGCAUUACAGUGAAAGUUACAUGAUGUGAUUUUAUUUGUGAUGCAGAUGUAUUCCAUCUAUGAAACACAGAGGUGAGAGCCAUGUGAUGAAUUAGAGGGACAUGGGCUAUGUUCCACAGGGAUGUGAUGCAAUUUAACACAUUCCUAUGACUGCAUCAUUUGCCCAAAAUUAUCGUAGCGGAACUCGCUCUAACAUUGCAUUCUGGGGUUUCAGACACCUCCCCCCUUUAAACAAAAAUGGACUUGCCACAGAAGUAUUGCUUUCUUCCCCCCACAUAUAUCAUUUCCCAGAAUUACACCUGCCCAAUGCCCUGGAUGGGCAAUAUAAACCCAGGUCCGAUAACAACUUUUCUAGACCUACAAGCAUCAUGGCUUAAAUAUUCAAUAUCUCAUGGCCCUUCUGGGAACAGCAGCAUUAUACUAAUGGGAAUGGGAGAUACUCACCCACCUCCCAUUAUGACCCAACACUCCCUUCUAGCAAUGGAAGGCCCAAAGGCAAUGACUUUAGACUUGUGCUAUUCUUAGGUCUAGAUGUAUUAAUUUUAGAUCACUUUUAGGUUAAUUUUAAAGUUGUCUGAGCUGUGCACAGCUGAACCACUGCCCUUCUCUUUUUAUCUAAGAGGUGUUAUAUAAAAUAUAAUAUGUUGUAUGAA